AUGAUUUUUCUGAAAGAAAACGCACUACGUCGGGCAUGGUCCAGUUUAUCGAUUACUGAUAAGAUUCUACCUGUUGCAAUAAUUUUGGCAAUUGUGUUAGGCGUUCUGCUCUCAGUUUUUGUACCAAGUUCCAGGAGAGCAUUUGAUGGGGUCGAAGUUGUGGGUGUUUCUGUACCUCUAGCAGUGGGUCUUAUUGUGAUGAUGAUUCCCCCAUUAUGCAAAGUUGAAUGGGAAAAGUUUCACAGGCUGAUUCUGCAGAAGAAAUACCUAAAUCACAUAGUAAUAUCGUUAAUCUUAAAUUGGAUAGUUUGUCCAUUCUUGAUGUUUGGUUUGGCCUGGUUGACAUUAUUUGACAAACCUGAAUAUCGUAUUGGUAUCAUCAUGAUUGGUCUAGCAAGAUGCAUCGCUAUGGUGUUAGUUUGGAACAAUAUUGCUGGGGGUGAUGCGAAUUUGUGUGCUAUAUUAGUUCUACUCAAUAGUGUUUUACAGAUCGUGUUGUAUGCUCCCUAUCAGAUAUUUUUUUGUUAUGUCAUAACAGGUGAAUAUCACAAGGACUCUUCCAACGCUAUCUCAUAUUCAUUAGUGGCUAAGAGUGUGGCUUUCUUUUUAGGUGUGCCCUUGGGUUUUGGCUUAAUCAUUCGACUUUUGGCAUCUCUGACCAUCGGUAUUCAACGGUUUGAAAAAAAAGUUUUACCAUUUAUCUCACCAUGGGCCUUUAUUGGAUUGAUAUAUACAAUUAUUGUGAUUUUUAUUGAAAGAGGCUAUUCUUUCAUAAAAGAUAUCCGUACAGCUCUUCGCUGUUUUGUUCCAUUGAUCGUUUAUUUUACCAUAACCUGGUUUGGUACGUUUUUCUUGCUGAGAUGGCUAUUGGGAAGAACUGCUCCAAAUUUGGAGGCCUUUGAGGAUGAGGAUGACGAAAAAGAAGCUUUACUUUGCGGAUGUGAGGAAGAAGUAGCCAAUGGAUCAAGAACAGUAAGCAAAGGCUGCUCUGCAAACUAUUCUGAAAUAAUAACUCAGACUUUUACAGCAGCGUCAAACAAUUUUGAAUUGAGUUUGGCUAUUGCAAUAUCUAUAUAUGGAUCAGGUAGUGACCAGUCUAUUGCUGCAACAUUUGGCCCCCUAUUGGAAGUACCGAUUUUAUUGUUUCUCUGCUUUGUGGCCCAGUUACUUAAGUUUAAUUUUGAGUGGAGUGACAUUAAUGUGAAUGAAGACUAG
Messenger RNA from Pichia membranifaciens NRRL Y-2026, 1215 nucleotides. RefSeq lists its product as hypothetical. NCBI's taxonomy places the organism in Eukaryota, Fungi, Ascomycota, Pichiomycetes, Pichiales, Pichiaceae. The coding region runs from base 1 to 1215 and encodes 404 amino acids. Gene Ontology annotation, cellular component: plasma membrane. The transcript has a single exon. Gene Ontology annotation, biological process: arsenite transport; antimonite transmembrane transport. The record is from RefSeq and is a predicted model, not a curated record. Gene Ontology annotation, molecular function: arsenite transmembrane transporter activity; antimonite transmembrane transporter activity; antiporter activity.